AUGCACUCGAAUAGAACGAGCCUUUACUUGGAUGAACUACUCAAUGAGAUGAGUCAACUUUCGAUAAGUCCAAUUGACUUCAGAAAUACCAGAAUUCUUUUGUCAAAAGAGAUUUCGAAAGUUUUUGAUGAAAUGAAUCUGAACGAACCAACAAGACCAAUGAAUCGAUACGGAUCAGAAGAUCACAAGAAUUUAUUCUAUUCGCCACAACUUGCUGCUAGUCCAUCUCCAUUUACUCCAACAUAUUCUCUUCCGACGUUCCCUCAAUUCUCAACUCCAUACUCUUCUUCUUUCUCCAAAUCGAAUCCAUUCGAGACUCCAAUUAAACAUUUAAAAUCGAGAACUUCUCAACAAAAUCUUGGUGAUUGGACCAAUGGAAACAGUUCAAUCGAUCAGUCUCCAUACGUUCUUCAGACGAAAAUCUAUAUUCCAGAGCCACCGAAAAAGGGAUUUGGAGAGAAAGAAAAAUAUAAUUAUAUUGGACGUAUUCUUGGACCAUCUGGAUCUACAGCUCAAAUGAUUGAAAAUCAAUUUAAUGUGACACUUUUGAUUCGUGGAGCUGGAUCUGUUAGAGGAUUGAAAUCUGAGGAAGAAGAAAAGAAAAGAAAGAAAAAAGAACCACACUUGAAUGAGCCACUUCAUGUUCUUCUAAUCGCAAGACAUAAUAAUAAACAGAAAUGCGAAGAAAUUCUUGAUAAAGCAGCAGAGAAGAUUGAAAGUCUUUUGGUUCCAGUUCAUGACGAUUUGAAAAAAGAACAACUAGUUCGUCAUGCGAUCAUGACUGGAAGUUAUGAGCCAAGAACUGGAAAAAAGUAUUAUGGGGAUCGAAAAAGUUCAAUUAAAACUCAGGAGACUCCGGAAUGA
Caenorhabditis remanei is the source of this 864-nucleotide messenger RNA. RefSeq lists its product as uncharacterized. The record is from RefSeq and is a predicted model, not a curated record. Gene Ontology annotation, cellular component: nucleus. The transcript is spliced from 5 exons. Gene Ontology annotation, biological process: regulation of mRNA splicing, via spliceosome. Bases 1 to 864 code for a protein of 287 amino acids. Lineage: Eukaryota; Metazoa; Nematoda; Chromadorea; Rhabditida; Rhabditidae. Gene Ontology annotation, molecular function: mRNA binding.